GGAGCUAGGCGGUGCGGGCGCUGCGCUCCGGGUCGGCCUGCUGCACCUGCCAGAUCGUCGCCUCUCCCUGCGCGCCCCCUCGCGCUCCCCUUCUCGCCUCUGUCUCUCCAGCCCGGUCUCCCAGCCUCAGCCUGACAGAACAGAGGAGCCGCUUUGUCGCCUGCCCAGGACCCGGCAUGGCCCAGCGGGAGCACCGCGCUCUGGAUCGGAUCUGUCGCGCCUUGGACGGGAUGAACAGCCGCGCCUUCUGCUUACACGCCCGCUGAGUGUGGUCGCCGUCCCGGAGACCCUCGUACGCCCCUGCGUUCCCUGUCACCACUGCCACCCGCUCCACCGACGAGGGCCGCUGGCCGCCCCCCGAAAUGGCCUGGAGAGCUGGUGCUUUGGUGGCGGUUGUCCUUCACGACGUCCAAGUCUGGGGACAGCCCCCGAGCUGCUAGCUGCUAGUACACUGAAUGGACCUUGACCCGCGGGUCGUUGCGGGCUUGGUGCCAAGCUGAGGGGCACCGGUGGAGCGCGCGUCCCGAACCCCCCAGCCCGCUGGCCUGCGCGGCCAUGAAGAUGAUACUGGUGCGCAGGUUUCGCGUGCUCAUCCUGGUAGUAUUCCUACUGGCUUGCGCUUUGCACAUUGCUGUUGACCUGCUACCCAAGCUGGACCGACGCGCCACGCGAUCCUCCGGGGAGCCCGGUUGCUCCUGCGCUCAGCCGGCAGCAGAGGCAGCUGGUCCAGGCUGGGCCCAGGCAAGGAGCAGACCGGGGGAGUCCGCCGGUGGCGACGCAGGCUGGCCCAACAAACACACACUGCGCAUCCUGCAAGACUUCAGCUCAGAUCCAGCCUCUAACCUAACCUCCCACUCCUUGGAGAAGCUGCCUUCUGCAGCAGAGCCGGUGGAUCACGCUCCGCGGGGUCAGGAGCCCCGUUCCCCGCCACCCCGUGACCCAGCGCAUCGGCCGCUGCUUCGAGACCCGGGGCCCCGACCGCGGGUACCGCCCCCUGGCCCCAGCGGGGACGGAUCGCUCUUAGCCAAGUUGUUUGAGCACCCUCUCUACCAGGGGGCUGUGCCUCCUCUGACAGAGGACGACGUCCUGUUUAAUGUGAACAGCGACAUCAGGUUUAACCCCAAGGCAGCAGAGAAUCCUGACUGUCACGGGGACAAAAGCGGCUGAGGAGUGCUGUUGGCAGUGUGGAGGCCUUCCUUUGUGGCCACCCUGCCUGGAGGAAGGCCGCAUGAAGGUGCUGAAGGCGCAGAAUUCUUGCCCACUGGUGAGGCAGCUGUGAACCUCUAUCCCAACUGGCUCAAAUUCCACAUUGGCAUCAACCGGUAUGAGCUGUACUCCAGACACAACCCAGCCAUCGAUGCCUUACUGCGGGACCUCGGCUCUCAGAAGAUCACCAGCGUCGCCAUGAAGUCAGGGGGCACGCAGCUGAAGCUCAUCAUGACCUUCCAGAAUUACGGGCAGGCGCUAUUCAAACCCAUGAAGCAGACGAGAGAGCAGGAGACGCCGCCUGACUUUUUUUAUUUCUCUGACUAUGAGAGGCACAAUGCGGAGAUCGCUGCCUUCCACCUGGACAGGAUCCUGGAUUUCCGCAGAGUCCCUCCAGUGGCUGGUAGGAUGAUCAACAUGACCAAGGAGAUCCGGGAUGUGACGCGGGAUAAGAAGCUAUGGAGAACUUUCUUUGUGUCUCCAGCCAACAACAUCUGUUUCUACGGGGAGUGUUCCUACUACUGUUCCACCGAGCAUGCCCUGUGUGGGAGGCCCGACCAGAUCGAAGGAUCCCUGGCGGCCUUCCUGCCUGACCUGUCGCUGGCCAAGAGGAAGACAUGGCGGAACCCCUGGCGUCGUUCCUACCACAAGCGAAAGAAGGCAGAGUGGGAAGUCGACCCUGAUUACUGUGAGGAGGUGAAGCAGACGCCACCCUACGACAGUGGCCACCGAAUCCUGGACAUCAUGGAUAUGACCGUCUUUGAUUUCCUCAUGGGGAACAUGGAUCGGCAUCACUACGAGACCUUUGAGAAGUUCGGGAAUGAGACCUUCAUCAUCCACUUGGACAACGGGCGCGGGUUUGGGAAAUACUCACACGAUGAGCUUUCCAUUCUCGCUCCUCUUCAUCAGUGCUGCAGGAUCAGGAGGUCCACCUACCUGAGACUGCAGCUGCUGGCCAAAGAGGAACACAAACUGAGCCUGCUGAUGGCCGAGUCCCUGCAGCAUGACAAGGUGGCACCCGUGCUCUACCAGCUGCAUCUGGAGGCCCUGGACCGGCGGUUGCGCAUAGUGCUGCAGGCUGUGCGAGACUGUGUGGAGAAGGACGGGCUGAGCAGUGUGGUGGAGGACGACCUAGCCACUGAGCACAGAGCCUCCACGGAGAGGUAGUGACCAGGCUGCCCAUGAGGAAGGAGGAGCACAGAGCCUAGCCACCUGUGAAUUCAGUGAAUUCGGACGGGAUCGGUCAUCCCCAUAGGGUGACCUGCGGCAGGGAGCAUGGGGUCUCCCUCAUGGUUCUGAUAGGGAUGUAUGGGCCUCCAAUUCCAGCAGAAACCAGACAAAGCACUCUGAACAUGCAGCAGAGUGGCCAGCGCUCCGUCCUUCCCAUAGGGAGGGACCUUUAACUCACUAUUUUGUACUUAACAAAAGGCUCACACUCCUGUUAAUGGAGAACCAUCCAGCAGACCAGAGAUAACCUCUGAGCCACUUCAAGGACCUUCUAUGAUGUGAUCACACUCUGGCCCCCAAUUACAACCCACCUUCUGCUCCUCUAUCCUGGGGCCUCCUCUCUCAAAGACUGUAGAGCUCUAGGAAGGGGAGACAGCGAUGGACAUCAUGGCCUGUGUCGGAGCAGAUGGGCACCCAAGAAUGGGUUUUUGGAUACCAAUGACCAGCUAUGCACUUGUCCGCUGCUGCAGAGCAGUCAGCCUUAUUAGUUGGUGGUGGGCACCGCCUGCCUUGGCUGAGCUUUGGACGAUGGGUGUCAAGACACUACACAGAGCCCAUUGGCCCCAGGCCAGCAGGCCAGCCUUGGGACAUUUUUGUGGAGUAGUUUGCAGUGAGAUAACAGUGCAAUAAAGAUACAGCAAGCGUG
This is a messenger RNA of Mus musculus (house mouse), 3079 nucleotides long. It is a transcript of the gene Fam20c, whose product is annotated as FAM20C, golgi associated secretory pathway kinase. Gene Ontology annotation, cellular component: Golgi membrane; endoplasmic reticulum; extracellular region. The transcript is spliced from 11 exons. Gene Ontology annotation, molecular function: manganese ion binding; protease binding; protein kinase activity. Gene Ontology annotation, biological process: biomineral tissue development; odontoblast differentiation. The record is from RefSeq and is marked validated. Bases 1405 to 2373 code for a protein of 322 amino acids. NCBI's taxonomy places the organism in Eukaryota, Metazoa, Chordata, Mammalia, Rodentia, Muridae.